ACAAAUUUCUAAACGACUCGCUUCCGCUCACCCUUCCGUUCGUGUGGUUCGACGAGAGGAGAAAAGCAGAGAGUUCAGUGAUGGCAGCGGAUUGAAAGAGGAGGCAGAGAGAAGGCUGAAGCGUUUGGGGGGAUAAAAUCCCGCGAGAGAGGAUUGAGUGAUUCAAAGCGAAAGAAAAUCUAGCAGGGGAAUAAAGGCGGGAGAAAAAGAAACUGAGAGAAGUCUGAGUUAACCCGGAAAUUGAGGAACAAAAGAAAUAGAAGAGAGUGUUGAAGCUGAGAGGGUAAUCGGGAAACGGAGCAAGAACAAGCAUUUGGAUCCGCAGAUUAGGCAAACGAUUGGUCGUAGAAGGUUAAAAAGUUGGAAUACAUUCUGAUUCUGGAGUAAACCUGGGGAUCCGGAAACAAUUUUCCUUUCCAAGUUCUCUUGGUUAAGCUUCAAAUGGAUGAAAUGUCUUCUCCUCAUUCAAGACUUGCGUUACUUUGGGUCAUUGAAUACUUAGCAAGAUUCAAGCAAAUAGACACAUCUAUUUUACGUGAUCUGGUCAAAAUGGUUCCAGAAUUUUCGGAUGAUUUAGGAAAAAAUGCAAGGGAAAUGGUGGCUCUAAGAUCUUUGGAGGAACUUUUUGGUGUUAGUGAUGGACUGACAAAAGGAAGUGAUGCACCAGAGACAAAAGCGGAGUUUGACUUAUCAGCAAGUUGUGAAGAUAUGCUCCAACAUAUCCUGCAGGAGACAUCGUUAUCAGAUAUUCAAGUAGGGGGUUUGAAGCAUUUGAAGUUGGAUGUUUCUUCCUUUCUUACUCACAAGAAAGCCUGCAUGCCUAAAUGUGCUUUAGAGCAGCUCAAAGAUGCAACAGCUGAGGGUUUUGAGCCAUUUGCUGCUUCCUUGAAAAGAACUAGUGGAAUCACAUGUAUUAGUGGACAUCAAAAGAGAAGGCUUAACAAGAGUGGCAAUGCUUCCCAGAUAAUAGCAGGAGAAAAGAACUUAGUUCCUCUAUCCCGAGAAAAUGGGAAUGAACUCUCAAGAGAUUAUCUUUGUAAUAGAAAUUUGUUGCCCUCUAAGAGGGAUCGCAGUAACUUAUCCCCUGAAAAGUUUGCAGGACAAUGCCUUGGAAUCAAAGAUAGUGCUAUAGAUGGUGAUAUCUUGCAUUUAAAUUCCAAGAAGAAUAAGCAGGAUGCGAUAUGCACUAAUCAGCCUGUAGAACAGAUUUUAGCUUCUCUGCAUGAGGCUAAAUCAUUAGAGCACAACACUGAAGGGACUGUCAGAGUUAUAAAAGGAAAAGGUAGUGACUUGGCAGAAGAUUAUCAAGCAGGAGGGGUGGAGGACAAGAAGUUCCCUGAGAGUGGUCAUGGCACUGAUACUGUCAUGGACAGGAUUAGGCAUUCUAUAGUUAAUGAUGAUCAAUUCCAGAACAAUCAAAUGGAGAUUAAUCAUAAUGCCCCAGAAUCAAUUCAAGUUACAUGUGGAGAUGAACCUGUUUGUAAUAUGAUAUUGGUUGAAGUUAAUGAUUCUGAAUUAAGAACAUCAGACAGCAUACUACCUGCAACUGGACAGAAUGAAGAAAUUUCAAGUGAUAACAGCGAAUUUAACAACGAGAUGAUUGAUUUUGAAAUGAAGAAGAGUCAGUUUUUGAGCUCCCAGUGCCCAUUAAAUGAUGAAUCUUCAAAAAUCUACUGGACAGAACGAAAUUUGUGUGUGAAGUGUAAUGAGGAUGGUCAUUUAUUAGUUUGCACUAUCAGCACUUGCCCGUUUAUGGUUCAUGAAACUUGCCUGGGUUCUUCUGCCAUUUUGGGUGACAAUGAAACUUUUCUUUGUCCUUUUUGUGCUUAUUCUGUUGCAGUUUCAAAAUACCUUAAGGCGAAGAAAGAAGCCUCCUUGGCAAGAAAGGCACUAGUUGCAUUCCUCAAUGUGGGUUUUGAGCAUCGCCUGAAGGAAUAUGGCGAGAGAUUGCGGAGGGAAGAGCAAUUUCAUUUAAGAAAAAAUGGAAAUGAGGCUCCUUCCUAUAAACUCCCUGAAAAUGGGCAUUUGGAAGAUGGAGAAGACAAUCAAGUGGGGCAGAAUUGUCAGGAUGUAAAUGAAAUCAGUGGCUCUCAACAAAACAAAAGCACAGGGCAACGGGACCAAGAGCCUGCUUUCUCUGAAGAGGAAGAUGAUACAUACUGUAAAAAUAGCAAAAAUUUCCCAUUAAAUAAAAAAGAUGUUAAGAACAAAAUUGGGAAGGAUUUUCUUCAGCAGCAAGAUACUCUGAAGAAGCCUAUUUACGAUUGCAAUACUGAUGAAGAGGAAGCAUCUGAAGGAGAUAGUAGUAAGCACAUAAAUUCAGACUACUGCAUAAGAUUCCGAAGGCAAGAGAAGCAGCGUUCGUACCCAGCAAUUCCUCAAUCAAGGCGCAAGAAGUGUCCUUGGACAGCAGAAGAGGAAGAUAUGCUAAGGAAGGGAGUACAACUUUUUUCAGGAGAUAAUGAAAGACAGUUUCCAUGGACAAAAAUUUUAGAGUUUGGUGCUUCUGUUUUCCAGAGUAGUCGAACUCCUGUAGACCUUAAGGACAAAUGGAGGAAUAUGUGCAGAGGAAAGUCCAAAUCCAAAUGAGCUAGUAAUAUCUCUGUGAAUUAUUGUUCCCGACCACUGGAUGACUUCUGGGAAUAUUUUGAAGAUAACAGAAGAUUUUGCUUGUACUUCCCAUUUUUUACGAUCUAAGCGGAUGCUGAAAGAUGGGAUUUGCAGGUCGGGAGGGGGGCAUCUUUUGUUUUUGGUAGGAUGACUGUAAAUCGCUAAUAUGUAGAGCGGAGGUUGUUUUUCCUCCUGUUUUGUUUUGAUUUGCAUUGUUCUUUUGGGUCCUUGCUCUCUCUCUCUCUCUCUCUCUCUAGUUGGGAAUGAAGAAAAGGUGAAAAUAUAGCACAUUUGAUCUUGUGGUAUUUAUUGUUAGACAACGAAGUUGAGAUUGAUCAUGGUGGUAAUAUAGUGGUAGUUGACAUGAUGAAA
This is a messenger RNA of Carica papaya (papaya), 2982 nucleotides long. RefSeq lists its product as uncharacterized. The record is from RefSeq and is a predicted model, not a curated record. Lineage: Eukaryota; Viridiplantae; Streptophyta; Magnoliopsida; Brassicales; Caricaceae.